AUGCCCUCCAUUUUCGCCUGGCUUCGGCGGGUCUACUCGCUAGACACCCUUGACACUCGUUUUACCUCUUCCGCAACCCCUGCCCACGCCAACACACGACCUUCAAAAGAUGCCCGCGCCAAUGCAAUCGCCCAGGGCGCGUCACCUUCACUUUGGCGCACACCAGAAUUCUUUGUCUACUACUUGUUCUUUAUUAUUCUUGUCCCAUUGAUGUUUAAAACUGUCAUCGAUGUCUCGAAGGAAAGCCACCCCAUCUACUCCACAUACUCUCACCUUCUAUCCCCCGGUUGGAUCCCUGGUCGUCAGGUGGACAACUCCGAUGCACAAUAUGAAAGCUUUCGCGACAAUAUCCCUUCACUCCUACUACUCCUAAUCGCCCAUCCUUUGGCUCGCCGUGCUUAUCAGUUGUACGUGAAUCACUCGAACGUCGAAACAAAACAACCAAACCAUUCCGUGAUUGCUGCGGGCGAGGCGCAACUUGAACAGCGAAUGCGCUUCGACUUUUGGUUCGGACUGGUCUUCAUAGUAGCGCUUCACGGAGUAUCCGCCUUCAAGGUGUUAUUCAUUUUGUAUAUCAACUUCCGAAUCGGCAAGGUUGUUCCGCGUUCCUACGUGCCUACCGCCACAUGGAUCUUCAACCUCGGCAUCCUGUUUGCCAACGAAUUAAGCGGUGGUUACUCCCUUGAGCGGAUAGCGAAGGUGUUCGCGCCGGGUUCUGGAACGUCAGAAGAUGGCACCACCUCACUAGUCCAAUGGGCUCAGACUCUAGAUGAUCUUGGGGGAUUGAUGCCGCGAUGGGAGGUCCUUUUCAAGGUCACGGUGUUGCGCCUCAUCAGUUUCAACAUGGAUAACCACUGGAGUGUAGACUACCCUGCGGCAAGUCCAAUUGAAGUAAGUCUUUCCGUGUUGGUAGCCGUCAAGUCCCAUAUGACAAUCAAACUUACCGAGUUCUACAAGAAGAAGCAACUAGACCCUGCGAACCUCUCUGACCGUGACCGGGUCAAGAUCCCCGCAGAACCAGCUGCUUUUACGUUCCGCAACUACAUCGCCUAUGUGCUCUACUCACCUUUGUACCUGGCCGGUCCGAUCUUGACAUUCAAUGACUACGUAUCUCAACAGCGAUACACAUCGGCGUCACUCACUCGAACUCGCACCACGAUGUACGCCAUCCGUUUUGGUCUCACCCUGCUCUGCAUGGAGCUUAUACUCCACUAUAUUUAUGCACUGAGUAUGCUUGCCUUCUUCAACCUGCACAUAAUCUGGCUGAAACUCCUCAUUCCCUGGCGAUUCUUCCGUCUUUGGGCCCUCGUAGACGGGAUUGACCCACCAGAAAACAUGGUCCGCUGCAUGUCCAACAACUACUCCGCCUUGGCCUUUUGGCGUGGCUGGCACCGCUCCUAUAACCGCUGGAUCGUCCGCUACAUCUACAUCCCACUGGGCGGUGGCGGUGGUGGCCGGCGGCCACCCGGGGCACCAAAACCAGCUUCACCUCCUCAGUCCAACUUCAUGGGCAAAUUCCUGCAAAUUCGCAACUUCCUGCUGGUCUUCACAUUCGUCGCCUUAUGGCACGAUAUCAACCUCCGCUUGCUUAUGUGGGGUUGGCUCGUUACUCUCUUCGUUCUCCCAGAGGUUUUGGGCGGCAUGCUUUUCCCCGCCCACCGCUGGCGCUCUCGUCCCAAUACGUAUCGUGUCAUCUGUGGCAUUGGCUCCGUUGGGAACGUCCUUAUGAUGAUGAUCGCAAACUUGGUCGGCUUUGCGUUGGGUCUGGAUGGAUUAAAGGAUCUGCUUGCCGGCCUAACGGGCUCAUACUCUGGCCUGGCGUACAUGGUCUCCUGCUGUGUAGUACUUUUCGUCGGCGUGCAGGUUAUGUUCGAGGUUCGCGAAGACGAGCUUCGCGCGGGCAUUGACUUGAAAUGUUGA
Penicillium mononematosum is the source of this 1920-nucleotide messenger RNA. RefSeq names its product putative glycerol:H+ symporter (Gup1). Gene Ontology annotation, biological process: GPI anchor biosynthetic process. The record is from RefSeq and is a predicted model, not a curated record. Gene Ontology annotation, cellular component: endoplasmic reticulum. The coding region runs from base 1 to 1920 and encodes 639 amino acids. Lineage: Eukaryota; Fungi; Ascomycota; Eurotiomycetes; Eurotiales; Aspergillaceae. The transcript is spliced from 4 exons.